UGACGUCAGCCUCACCCUAUAAAAAGCUGGCAAGGAGCUGAAAAGCAGAGAGCAGAGCUCGUGGAAGAGUGAAGAUGCCAACCCCCAACAUCUCCACCUCUGCCGCUAAAGGCUUCCGCAGGGCGGUGUCGGAGCUGGACUCCAAGCAAGCUGAAGCCAUCAUGUCUCCACGGUUCAUUGGUAGACGCCAAAGCCUCAUUGAAGAUGCCAGGAAGGAACGAGAGGCUGCAGCUGCAGCCACUGAUGCUGCAGAGUCCACAGAGACAAUUGUUUUUGAGGAGAAGGAUGGGAGAGCCAUGCUGAACCUAUUCUUCAUGCUCAAGGGUGUCAAGACCUCUCCACUCUCGCGAGCACUUAAGGUAUUUGAGACAUUUGAAGCUAAAAUCCACCACUUAGAGACAAGACUCAGCCGAAAGCCCCAUGAAGGGACUGCUGAACUGGAAUAUUUUGUGCGCUGUGAGGUGCACAGCUCUGACCUCAAUACUUUCAUUAGCUCCAUCAAAAGGGUAGCAGAAGAUGUGAGGACCACCAAGGAAGACAAAUUUCACUGGUUUCCCAGAAAAAUAUGUGAAUUGGACAAGUGCCAUCAUUUGGUUACCAAGUUUGACCCCGACUUGGACUUAGACCACCCGGGCUACUCUGAUCAGGUAUAUCGCCAGAGGAGGAAAUCAAUAGCAGAAAUUGCUUUUCACUAUAAGCAUGGGGACCCAAUCCCUCGUGUGGAGUACACAGCAGAGGAGACUGCUACCUGGAAGGAGGUGUACAGUACUCUGAAAAGCCUGUAUCCAACCCAUGCCUGCAAGGAGUACCUAGAAGCUUUUAAUCUGCUGGAGAAAUUCUGUGGCUACAAUGAGAACAACAUCCCCCAGCUGGAGGAGGUCUCCCGCUUCCUGAAAGAAAGGACUGGAUUCCAGCUGCGGCCAGCAGCAGGACUGUUGUCUGCUCGUGACUUCCUUGCCAGCCUGGCCUUCCGUGUGUUCCAGUGCACACAGUAUAUCCGCCAUGCAUCUUCACCCAUGCACUCCCCUGAGCCGGACUGCUGUCAUGAGCUGCUGGGCCAUGUCCCAAUGCUGGCUGACAAGACAUUUGCCCAGUUCUCCCAGGACAUUGGGCUUGCAUCUCUGGGAGCAACUGAUGAAGAAAUUGAGAAACUGGCAACACUUUACUGGUUUACAGUGGAGUUUGGACUCUGCAGACAGAAUGGGAUAGUCAAAGCCUAUGGGGCAGGGCUCCUGUCUUCCUACGGGGAGCUGAUACACUCCUUGUCAGAUGAACCAGAGGUACGGGACUUUGAUCCUGACGCUGCUGCCGUUCAGCCCUACCAGGACCAGAACUACCAGCCUGUGUAUUUUGUGUCUGAGAGCUUCAGUGAUGCCAAAAACAAGCUGAGGAACUACGCAGCACAUAUCAAGCGGCCCUUCUCAGUGAAAUACGAGCCGUACACCCACAGCAUCGAGCUCCUGGACAGCCCCCAGACCAUCUGCCACUCCCUGGAGAGUGUAAGGGAUGAGCUUCAUACACUGAUUAACGCGCUCAAUGUGAUCAGUUAAUAAGAGAACUGUGCUCUUCCAUUCCCCUCUGCCCUCCCCUGUUCCUAGCCUGUAACUUUUACCUGUUGUCUCCAAACAUUUGCACUGCUACCUGUCCCCCUGCUACCCCAACAGUUUCCCACAUUGGAAUGUAGGGCCAGCUCAGAGGAAGGCAGAGAGACAAACCCAAGUCCUGUGGCAUCUUAAGUGGCUUUGCCUUUGACUGCUGGGAGAGGCUUAACACAGUCUAAAGAUAGAGGUCAGGCUACAAAGUUGAAGUCAAGAGUUGUGGACUAGGCCCCUGGAUACAGCUCCUACCUGUUACAGCUUUUUGCACUUAAAAAAAUGCAGAGCUGUUCAGGAACACUUCUGCUGGAAUCAAGAUCAUGAGAUUUAAGAUUUCAGCUCCCACCUUCCCCUCAGCUUCUUGUGCAUGACCCCCUGAGCUCACAGCCUCACAAGGACACAAGAAGCACUACAAUAUCCUUGAAAUUCUAUAUUGACCUAAACCAGCAGUAUCUGCCUAGUACAGAGGAGCAUCCAACCUACCUGCAUUCUCCCCAUCUCAACCACCAUAAACGAAUCCCAAACUCAAAGGAAAAACCUCCAAAUCCUCUUUCAAAAUCUGCCAAUGCUGUGGCAGCCCCUUUUAUCAUCUACAGCUUCAAUUGUCUCCUAAUGGCUCCCACUUCUCACCUUCCUAGCCCCACCUGUGUUGCAGUUUCCCUAAUGGGAGUUCAUCAAGGGAGGGACACAUCACAAUCAGCUGUGCUGUUGGUACUCAGUAACUCAGCUACUGCUGCUCACAGCAGAUAGCAACCACAGCUGCUGAUGCUCAUGUGUGCUGGUGGCCUUGGGCAGCCUUGGUGCUUAAGUUUAUCAGUUCUGGCACUCAAGUCCCGUGGCAUAAUUUCACAUGCUUUCAGUCCUCCAGUACUGAACAAACACAGUAUCACCUUGUUUUGCAUAGCCUAAUAUCACUGUCACCUGUUGUAGUUCAGAUGCAUAACUAAUACUAUUCCUGUUCACUUCUGAGGAAAGUAGCACACAAUUAAGAUGUGCAAGUCCAGUUUCAUCUAGCUUUCACUGUUGAUACAAAUCACUUGCUCUGGCUCAGAGCUCUCAGUUUUCCUCCCCCUGUUCCAGCCCUUAUCUUCUUACCAGCUGUCUCACGACUGAGCAGUUUGCUCAGAAGUAUGGCCCAAGGUUAUGCAGCUGGGCAGUAUCAGAGCUGGGCUUGGGAUGCGCAGAGGCAGCACAACAGUCAGGGGGACAGCUGGUUGGGGAAAUAUGGGUAGUCAUCAAUCAUCAAUAGUAACAUUUCUGUAUAGACUUCUAGCUUCCUUAUUUUCUGCAUAAGGAUUUUUAUCACUUAUUCCUGAAGGAAACGUAAGGCCUAACAGUUAAUUUCUGCUAUUGAUCAGAUAGCCUCCAAUACUUACAAAUGCCACCACCCUUCAGCAUCACUUCUACUGUUGCUCAGUCAUAAUAACCUUACAAUAAUAACCCAAUAUAUAUUUCCCAUUUCAGAUUAAUGUUUAAGUAUAUUUAACCCUCAGUUCUCUCCAAUUGUAAAUGGCUAGCUGCUGACAACACACCGUUAGUCUCCCAUUAGCUUCAAGCAUCCUUUCUGCUUCCUCUCCUCCCUUAUUUGACCCUCUUCGAAAUUCCUCCUCACUUUGCUCAAAAGAGCAUUACAGAAACCAGCAGUUCAGCACUAGGCCUGGCUGCUUCUCCUCCAAUUGGUCCUCCUUGGAGAAUUGUCCCGUAAAUGAACAAAACUACCUACUUCAUUCAGCUGUUGUAAUUUUAGAACAUUUUUCCAAAGCUUCAGCUAUGAUUUCCCAAUCUGGGUGGAUCCAGAUCUUUGAGCUGCAACUCUCAAGGUUCCCUUAAGAGCUGUAACAAUUUUUAAUUUGGGAUCUUAAGUUAUUACUAUCAUAUUAAGUAGCUGCAGCAAGGUAAUCGAGGCUAAGGAAGGCUAGGUCACAGGUUAGCUAAAUCACUACAAAAAAGAGGCCACUGUUUUGGCCUCAAAGCCCAAAAAGGUUGCCUUGGAUUCUCCAAGGCACUUCACAGUCAUUUUCUGCCUUGUUGAAUGUCUAUAAUUAACGCGAUUUAUAAAAAGAACAAAGCUGUUAAUAUGGAGUGAGGAGCCAAGUUAAAAAUUCUUCCAAACUGCCGGAGACCUCAACUCCUCCGCUUUGCCUUGGAGUUUGCAUCCUGCACCAUGACUCUCUCAGCUGCUGCUUGCUUGUGGGGCUGUAGUAAAAUCUGUUGCCCAACAAAAAUAGAAAAUAAGCAAAGCUUGAGGCAUAAACCAGCACCGCUCGCAUGCAAGCACAUAAACAGAUCUGCUGCAGCCACACACGUCAGCAUGAGUGAGUGGCAGUCCCUUACUCCUGAAGUGGGACAGGGCUGGGCUCACUGAGCAGGCUGGGUGCUGUGCACUUAUUCCUUUCUAUCCAAUUUCAGAUAUAUUAUUUUGCCCUCUACUUCAUAAUCCAUGUAUGAAUUUUAUUAUUUUUUCCACAGCUUCCCUAUUCUUCUCAUGUUGCUUCUAAGCCUUAUUUCUUCCUUACCCUGCCCAAUAUUUUAGUCUUAGACGUGGAGCCACCAAGGAACACACUAGCCAAACAAAAUAUGACACUGUUGUAAACCAGUCCCUCAUUUGGCACUGCUUCUUAAACCUACUAAGAUCAAAGGUAAUUUUUCAGUCCAUCAUUUUGGAUAUUGCCCUACAAUUAGGUUUAGUCUAUUUUUAACACUCUUUUUUUUUUUUUUCCCUGCUGGUCUGGAGGAUUGCAAGUAGUAGUGGAUGCUGAGUCUGUUUAAUCUCCCAGUUACUCAUAAGACUUGAGUUACUUCACUUACAAAAAACUCUCCUACAUUCAUCCUAUUUCAACUGCUGUUCUGUAUCUGUGGACAAUCUCCUUCAACAGCAUAUUUACAGUUACAGUGGCUGUAUUCCUUCUAGUGGGAAAAGCCCCAACCUACGCUGAAAAGAUGUUCGUGGUGUCAGAUACAGACCUCUUUCUUUUGUCUGUGACAGUUUAAGUGCAUUAUCUGUUUGCAGUAUCUGCCAGUAUCCCUGGUUUAGCCAAUGCAGCAGUGCUGACAGUUUUCUUAUGUUCACUUUUGUGUCAUAUUAUCACAGAAUAUCUUGGGUUGGAAGGGACCUUAAAGACCACCCAGUUCCAAUCUCCUGCCAUGGGCAGGGUUGCCAAAUACUAGAUCAGGCUGCCCAGGGCCCCUUCCAGCCUGGCCUUGAACCCCUCCAAGGAGGGGGCAUCCACAGCCUCUCUGGGCAGCUGUGCCAGUGCCUCACUGACCUUUGAGUAAACUGCAAACCUCAUGUCAUUUUUCUUGGCUUCAUUUGGGGCCAAAUAUAAAUUUAUUGCAUUUUUUAUUUUAUAGUACCUUUCUCUUUCUCUCUCUCUUUCCCCCUUUUAUUUAUUUAUUUAUUUGUUUGUUUGUUUGUUUGUUUGUAUCAGUCUGAGAUGAUUUGACCUCAUUCACCAAGGCACAUUAUCCAUCCCUUCUUUUCUUUUAGCUGGUUCCUGGCUGGGGCUGCUGUAAAUAAAUUCGGAGUCCAUUUGUAUACUUGCUCAUUAAAUUGUUUCUUAGCAUUGGGUUCAGCCUUCUUACAUGCUUUAGCUUCCUUCACAUAUAUUUUAUUCCCACUCUCUCUCUAAGCAUGUAAAAUAAACAUCCAGUUUUCUUUGUGGGUGUCCCAUUAUCUGCUUACCAUCACCCUUCUCACUAUAAGACAACCAGUAUUUUACUCUAGUAUCAACAAGGUAGCUAUCUGUAAGGAUAUAUUGGAUUUAUGUCUUUUACUGCUCCCUAUGACAGCCUGAGCUUUUGCUCCUUGCCAACAUCCUUUCUCUAGUUCCCUCAUUCCACUAAUAACACCACUCUCAAUUAUUUUUCUUCUCUGUACAAGCUUAGCACUCCUGUGGGCACAGAGUACCUUUGUUUUAUUGCUGGUUUCCUUUCAAAGAAUGUCCACAUCUUAACCCAUUUCUUCUCUUUGUGCUUAAGAGUAGAGUAUGUGUAGAUCAGGAUGCAACCAAAAUAUUAAUGAUGAAAGCUACAAGGACCACCACAGACCAGACCAGACCUGGCUUGCUCAUGGUCAGGGAAAUUUUGGUCUGGUCCCUGGAGAAGGGGGAAUGCAUAUUCUAUUGGUAUCCAUUUUCCUCCACUACUUUUCUGUAACAGUACUGCUCCCACAGAAUGAGAUCAUGCUGAAAUUCUUAUAUCACUGACUUCCCUUCAACUGUGUGUUCUAUUGCAGUUGCUUUUUGGGCAGCUUCUUUUGCUAUAGGUAAAUUGUCGUUGCACUCCUUGCUUCAGCUCCAUUCCUGUUUCUUCUGUAACUGUCAUAAUGCUUUGACAGUACUAGCAAAGCUACAGAGAUGGUGCCACAAGAAAUCCAAUCCUCCCAGCACUCUCCAGUGUUCAGUCUGAGUAAUGGGAGUCUUUAUUUCACAGAAAGUUUACGUUUCCUAACAUCUAUCUUGUUUCUUCAGUUCCAGUUCUCCAUCGGUUAACCUGGGACUGCAUUAAAUGUGCCGUACUCGAACUGACUUUAAAUCCCUCUUGCUCUAUUAAUUUUAAAACUCAGAUGCCUCUUCCUUGUAACUCUUCUUCUGUAGCUGUGGUCCCCAGAAUAUCUUCUACAUAAUAUCUUUUCUGUGUCCUCCAGAGACCAUCAUUCAAACACUUUCUGAACAAAAGCGUGUGCAGCAAGGCAGGUGCUUGGCCCUGUGGGAUGCAAGUAGAUACUGCUUGUCUCUUAGUGUGAAAGCAGCUCCAUACAUCAGUCCUUCUCUUUCAUCUUGCCACAUGUGAAUCAUGGAGCGCAUUUGUGCCACUUGUUCUCCUAAUUUAUCUCCUGUCCAAGGAGCGUGACUCUGCAGUGUGGCUGCCGGGGGAGUGGAGACAACAGUGCUCUGCUGAGGCUGGAUGGUGAACACAUGGUCCUGCGGAUAUACAAGUAACUUUUUGUCAGUUCUUUAAAAACUCCCCACAUUCCCCAGCAUACCCAUUAAUGUUGACACAUCCUUGUCUUGCUCGUCUGCUGCUGCAGUUUGUUCUGCUGUACCUGCCUGUCCCAGGAUGGCAGCCAUUUUCAGCUGUGGGAUAUACCUCUGUUCUCAAAUUCUUUCUUUUCCCAUUCGUUUGCAUCAUCCCUGAAAUCAUAUUCCUCAGAUGGUUCCUAGUCCAGUUCUCUCCAUCACUUCCUGCAGAUCCAGCAGUUAUUUUUAAUCUUUACGUCCCAAUCUGCUUUUGCAAGCAUCUAAUUUUAGCUUCACGUUCACUAUGAUCAGGUCCCUUUUGAGCCCUCCCUUGCUCCAGGGUGGUUCACUGUACUAUAUACAUUAAUCCGUUAUCUUUUGCAGUUUUUCUCUCUUUUUCUAAGCUCAUCUGCUUCUCUAAUUGCCAUUGCAUCUCCUUAUUGCCUUCUUGGGCCACUAGAUGGUAUUCCUUUUCUAAAGACAGCUUAUUUUAAGUCACUUGAUAGACUCUUUUAAAAGCACAAUUUUAACACUGGAGCACUUGAUAUCCUGGCAUUGCCUUGUCUCAGCCAACUCAGAUUAUUGUUACUGCUUCCCAUAACAGUCCCCUAGAAGAGAUGGUGUAUCCUUGAGUCUCGAUCCUUGCUCUCCCAUAUCAGGGAACAUUUGGCUUGUAUCACCCAUCAGCUUACUGUGAGCUGAAGCGACACCAGGAGAGGCACUAGCAGCCUAGGCUGUAAUCUCUGGUAUUGUUGGGAUUUCCUGUAGCCCUCCACUAUUUCCACUUUUAAGCUUUUCCUGAGUCUAGUCAGAAUUUUCCCAAGCUUUCAAUUUCAUCUUAAGGUAUCCCUUACAUUCAGUGCAUGAGGCUGGUUGGAUUUAGAGAGUUGCUCUGUAAGCAUAAUGGAAGCACAGAGGAGUGUUGCUCCAAAGGAAGGACUUUGGUGAGCACCGAUGUGGCCCCCAGUCACACUCUCCACCAAAAGAUGCUAUAAUAAAGUUCUUUCUUUCUGUCAGUGGAACAAAUGUGUAUAAUGGUGUGGCUUCUCAGAGCUAAGCAUGAGCUCAUGUCCUUUGGUUUGGGCUAGGGGUCAUUACAGGUCUUAUAAGGGAACUGGGAUUGUUUAGCCUGGAGAAGAGGAGGCUCAGAGGAGACCUUAUGGCUCUCUACAGUGGCCUGAAAGGAGGCUGUGGCAAGUGGGGCAUCAGCCUCUUCUCCCAAGUAACAGAGAUGGGAUGAGAGGAAAUGGCUUCAAUUAGCACCAAGGGAGGUUCAGGUUGGGCAUUAGGAAACAUUUCUUCUCAGAAAGGGUGGCAAGGCAUUGCAACAAGGUGCCCAGGAAGGUCCCGUCCCUGGAGGUGUUCAAGUACCGUGAAGAUGUGGUUAGUGGGCAUGGUAGGGGGUUGCUGGUUGGACUAGAUGAUCUUAGAAGUCUUUCCAACCUUAAUGACUCUUUGAUUCUAUGGGAGCCUUUGUGCCAUUCCCCUAGACUUCAUCCAAUGUGGCUGUGCACUCUAUGAAAGGUGACGAGGAGAAAGCUGAUGUGAUAGUACACUAAGCAUGGGCUGGGCAGGCAGGGGUGGAAGAUAGGACAAAAGCUUUCCUCUUAGCCAGCCCUGACAUACCCUCCCAGUGCGUCCCAGUGCAUCCCAGUGCCUUGCUGAGCGGUCUCUGCUGUUGUCACUGCUGCUGCUGUGGAUGGAUCUGUCUUUCUGUCUCUCUGCAUAAAGAAACAUGAAACAGAAUUAUUUUUCAUUUUGGAAUUGUGCUGCUGCUGACAUAAUAUUAAGAAUAAAAACUAUAUUUCUGGUCUAGCACCCUGA
This is a messenger RNA of Coturnix japonica (Japanese quail), 8377 nucleotides long. It is a transcript of the gene TH, whose product is annotated as tyrosine hydroxylase. Gene Ontology annotation, biological process: dopamine biosynthetic process from tyrosine. The record is from RefSeq and is a predicted model, not a curated record. NCBI's taxonomy places the organism in Eukaryota, Metazoa, Chordata, Aves, Galliformes, Phasianidae. Gene Ontology annotation, molecular function: iron ion binding; tyrosine 3-monooxygenase activity. Gene Ontology annotation, cellular component: axon; perikaryon; cytoplasm.